CAGAGGGGCGGGGCGCCCUUGUUUCUCUUCCGCCGCUGUUGGCGCCGCUCUUUCUCGGGGUGGAUUUUACGACGUGAGGGAAUCGAGCCUUCGGGGACUGAGCUGCGCACUGCUGCAGCCAUGGGGGAUGUCAAGAAUUUCCUGUAUGCCUGGUGUGGCAAACGGAAAGUCACACCAGCUUAUGAAAUUCGUGCUGUGGGCAACAAGAACCGACAGAAGUUCAUGUGUGAGGUUCGUGUGACAGGCUUCAACUACAUUGGCAUGGGCAACUCUACCAACAAAAAGGAUGCCCAGACGAAUGCUGCAAGAGACUUCCUCAAUUAUCUUGUUCGAGUGAAUGAAAUGAAGAGCGAAGAAAUUCCAGCCUUUGGAGUGACUCCUAGUGGAGGCAUCACUGGAGUAGAAGGCACAGCAGAUGAGUGUGAUGCUCCCACCGGUGGGCCGGUUCCUCCCCAUCUGGCAAUCAAAACACAGAUGGAUGGUGCUUCACCUUCUGAAAUAGGAAGCUCUGGUUACAGUGGUGCUCAGUGGGACCGUGGAGCUAAUCUCAAGGAUUAUUAUUCAAGGAAAGAAGAGCAAGAGGCCCAGGCGACCUUGGAGUCAGAAGAAGUAGACUUAAAUGCUGGCCUUCAUGGGAACUGGACCUUGGAGAAUGCCAAGGCACGCCUGAAUCAGUUUUUCCAAAAGGAGAAGAUCCAAGGAGAAUAUAAAUACACCCAAGUGGGGCCUGACCACAACAGGAGCUUUAUUGCAGAAAUGACCAUUUAUGUCAAGCAGCUUGCCAGAAGAAUCUUUGCUCGUGAGCAUGGCUCAAAUAAAAAGCUGGCAGCACAAUCUUGUGCCUUGUCUCUAGUCAGGCAGCUUUAUCAUUUGGGCGUCAUUGAGGCUUAUUCUGGGCAAACCAAGAAGAAAGAAGGUGAAUCGGUGGAGCCUUAUGAGGUCAACAUCAGUUCUCAUUUGGAAGGUCAACUACAAAGCAUUGUAGAGGAGAUGCAGCUUGAAAUCACUCCACCGCCUGAAGACCCCAGUGUCCCUGUGACGCUCAACAUAGGAAAGUUGGCCCAUUUUGAGCCCUCUCAAAGGCAAAAUCAAAUGGGUGUUGUGCCAUGGUCACCCCCACAGUCAAACUGGAAUCCGUGGACUAGUUGCAAUAUCGAUGAGGGCCCUUUGGCCUAUGCCACGCCAGAGCAGAUUAGCAUGGACCUAAAAAGCAAUCUUCUUUAUCAACUGGAAAAUGAUCAGGAGCUGCAGAAGAUUCUUCAAGAGAGGGACACUCUGCCUGUGAAGAAGUUUGAACAAGAAAUUAUGCAAGCCAUCCACCAAAAUUCAGUCGUCAUCAUCCGUGGAGCCACAGGUUGUGGGAAAACCACACAAGUUCCACAAUACAUCCUGGAUGAAUACAUCCACAGUGGAAGAGCUGCUGAAUGUAGCAUUGUUGUGACUCAGCCCAGGAGGAUCAGUGCUGUUUCUGUGGCAGAACGUGUUGCCUAUGAGAGAGGUGAAGAACCUGGGAACAGCUGCGGUUACAGUGUCCGCUUUGAAUCGGUGCUUCCUCGGCCGCAUGCCAGUGUGAUGUUCUGCACUGUAGGUGUCCUUCUGAGAAAACUGGAAGCUGGGAUCCGUGGCAUCAGUCAUGUUAUUGUGGAUGAAAUUCACGAGAGAGACAUUAAUACCGACUUCCUGUUGGUGGUUCUGCGCGAUGUAGUUCAGGCGUACCCUGAAAUCCGAGUCAUCCUCAUGUCUGCUACCAUUGAUACCAGCAUGUUCUGUGAAUACUUCUUUAAUUGUCCCAUCAUUGAGGUUUUUGGCAGGACAUACCAAGUGCAAGAGUAUUUUCUAGAAGAUUGCAUUCAGAUGACUAAAUUUGUUCCUCCACCAAAGGACAAAAAGAAGAAAGAUAAGGAUGAAGAAGGUGGUGAAGAUGAUGAUGCCAAUUGCAACCUUACCUGUAGCAGUGAAUAUAGCCCAGAAACAAGACACCGUAUGGCCCAGCUGAAUGAGAAGGAAACCCCCUUUGAGCUCAUUGAGGCCCUGUUGAAGUAUAUUGAGACCUUGAAUGUUCCAGGAGCAGUUCUUGUCUUCUUACCUGGCUGGAAUCUGAUAUACACCAUGCAGAAAUACCUGGAAAUGAAUCCACACUUUGGAAGCCAGCGGUACCGAAUUCUUCCUCUGCAUUCCCAGAUUCCUCGGGAGGAGCAGCGCAAAGUAUUUGACCCAGUGUCUCCUGGAAUGACCAAGGUAAUUUUAUCUACCAACAUUGCAGAGACCAGCAUUACCAUCAAUGAUGUUGUCUAUGUUAUCGAUUCUUGCAAACAGAAAGUGAAGCUGUUCACUGCUCACAACAACAUGACCAACUAUGCCACCGUGUGGGCCUCAAAAACCAAUCUGGAGCAGCGGAAGGGACGAGCCGGCCGUGUCCGGCCAGGGUUCUGCUUCCAUCUCUGCAGCAGAGCUCGCUAUGAGAGGCUUGAGACUCAUAUGACCCCUGAGAUGUUCCGAACGCCCCUGCAUGAAAUCGCUCUGAGCAUCAAACUGCUGCGACUGGGUGGAAUUGGCCAGUUCUUGGCCAAAGCUAUAGAGCCGCCGCCUCUGGACGCAGUUAUCGAAGCUGAGCACACUCUCCGAGAGCUUGAUGCCUUGGACUCUAAUGAUGAACUCACACCCCUUGGACGAAUUUUAGCUAGGCUCCCAAUUGAACCUCGCCUUGGGAAGAUGAUGAUAAUGGGUUGUAUUUUCUAUGUGGGAGAUGCGGUAUGUACCAUCUCUGCAGCCACCUGCUUCCCUGAGCCAUUCAUCAGUGAGGGGAAAAGGCUGGGCUAUGUCCAUAGGAAUUUUGCUGGAAACCGGUUUUCUGAUCAUGUGGCCCUGCUUUCUGUGUUCCAAGCUUGGGACCAUGCAAGGAUCGGUGGAGAAAACGCAGAAAUACGUUUCUGUGAGAACAAGAGACUGAACAUGGCAACACUUAGAAUGACUUGGGAAGCCAAAGUCCAGCUGAAAGAUAUUCUUAUUAACUCUGGAUUCCCAGAAGAAUGUCUGAUGACGCAAGUAUUUAAUAACACUGGACCAGAUAAUAAUCUGGAUAUUGUCAUCUCUCUCCUGGCUUUUGGCUUGUAUCCCAAUGUGUGUUUCCAUAAAGAGAAGAGGAAGAUUCUAACUACUGAGGGGCGGAAUGCACUCAUUCAUAAAUCUUCUGUUAAUUGCCCAUUCAGCAGUCAGGACAUGAAGUACCCUUCCCCAUUCUUUGUUUUUGGAGAAAAGAUCCGGACUCGAGCCAUUUCUGCCAAAGCAAUGACCUUAGUGAGCCCCUUGCAGCUGCUUCUCUUUGGCUCUAAGAAAGUUGUAUCUGAUGGUGAGAUUAUAAUAUUGGAUGACUGGAUCAAACUGCAGAUGCCCCACAAUGCCGCUGCUUGUAUCACUGCAUUGCGUGCAACAAUGGAAGCCCUUGUGGUGGAAGUAACUAAAAAUCCAGAAAUAAUCAGUGACUUAGACCCACUGAACAAAAAUAUGCUAAAUGUAAUUGGGGAGAUCUCCAAGCCAUUAGCUGCUGGCAUCAACCUCACAGCAGGCAAUAUGAGGUAUGGUGACGGCCCACGUCCACCCAAAAUGGCUCGAUAUGACAAUGGAGGCGGCUACAGAGGAAGAGGAGGUGGUGGUUACAGGGGUGGAUAUGGAAGUGGAUAUAAUUCUUACCGUGGUAGCCCUUGGGGAAGAGGAUACUCAGGUGGUGGUGGUUUUCGAGGUGGUGGAAACUUUCGUGGCUCUGGUGGAGGCUAUCAAAGUGGUGGAAAUAGAGGUGCUGGCUUUAGAGGAGGCUGGGGAGGUAGGGGUGGCUACUGAAGAAAUGAUGAUAUCCGAGCCCAAAAUGAUGCAUGAUACCACCCAAACCAUUUCUUUGCUUUUAAUGUGGAAAUGUUCAGUCAUGGAGUUCACAACAAUUUUCAACAUUGAUUUGAAUUUUCGUAUUCAUAUAGAAUAUUCAGAUGGUUGUAAUGGUAUUCCAUAUGGUCAUAUGAAUCCUAAUAAACCAUGUCAUUUUUUUAAAUGGA
Messenger RNA from Pogona vitticeps (central bearded dragon), 4046 nucleotides. It is a transcript of the gene DHX9, whose product is annotated as DExH-box helicase 9. Gene Ontology annotation, biological process: regulation of mRNA processing; positive regulation of transcription by RNA polymerase II. Gene Ontology annotation, cellular component: nucleolus; intracellular anatomical structure; ribonucleoprotein complex. The record is from RefSeq and is a predicted model, not a curated record. Gene Ontology annotation, molecular function: ATP hydrolysis activity; 3'-5' DNA/RNA helicase activity; RNA helicase activity. NCBI's taxonomy places the organism in Eukaryota, Metazoa, Chordata, Lepidosauria, Squamata, Agamidae.